CACUCUGCUAAUAGGCCGUGUGUCCUCCGCAACACCAAAGAAGAAGAGAGCUCCCACUAUAAUGGGGCGUAUUUAUCCAUGAACUGGGGUCUCAGCAGGGACACUGUGAACCCGAGGGCAGGAGUGUACAGCUCGAAUUUAACAGGCUCAAAUACUGGCAAGCCCGCCCACAUCACUCCUUGGUCCCCGCCCCCUCUCCUCGGCGUGAAAACGAUCAGAGGAGGCGGCUCUCACGUUUAAACUGUUGCGCUGACCCUCUGCUGACAGGACACCAGCGGAACUCUCUUUUGAGAAGGAGUACUAUUGAUUGUAUUCUUGGAAGCAAAAUGAAGCGAAGCCACAAUUACAGCUCCUCAGAAAGCGACCUGGACGACAUUGUUGAGGUGGAGAAAGAUAGUGGGGACGAAAAUGGUGUACUUGAUUCUCACGGCUCGAUGUCACCCUCCACAACCACACAAGUUCAAGCCAGAAAAAGGCGCAGAGGGAUUAUUGAGAAACGAAGACGUGACCGAAUCAAUAAUAGUCUGUCGGAGUUGAGAAGAUUGGUGCCAAGUGCUUUUGAGAAACAGGGAGCUGCUAAACUGGAAAAAGCAGAAAUUUUGCAAAUGACAGUCGACCAUUUAAAGAUGCUUCAUGCCUCCGGUGGCAAAGGUUACUUCGAGGCUCACGCUCUUGCUAAGGAUUACCGCAGCCUGGGCUUCAGGGAGUGCCUGGCCGAGACGGCUCGCUACCUGAGCAUCAUAGAGGGUCGGGAUGGGGCAGACCCCCUCCGUGUACGCCUGGUGUCCCACCUCAGCAAUUACGCCUCUCAGAGGGAGGUGCAAACUGGUCUGGAACACUUAGCCUGGGGCUCUGCCUACGGGACGGUGCCUGCUCACCUCCCCCACCCCCUCCUCCUGCAACGCCCUACGGGCAGGACACCCGCAUCCAGAAGCAAAAGUGGCCUAUCCUCCUCUUCCCCGGCCUCUUCCACAUCUUCCUCCCCCUCCGUCGAGGCAGCUGGGACAUCGAGACUCGGUGCGAUGCCCCCCACAGAGACCCUCAGGGUGCCUCCUAACGGUUCGUUGGCCCUCGGUCUGUCUGCGCCGACAUCCAAGCUUUCCCCGCCGCUGCUGUCGUCGCUGUCAUCGCUGUCGGCCUUCCCCCUCUCCUUCGGCGCUUUCCCUCUGGUGUGCCCGACAGGUCUCAGCACCGUGAGCCCCUCCUCCACCCUGUCAAAGCCUUACAGGCCAUGGGGCACGGAGAUCGGGGCCUUCUGAAGCCAACGACUAGACUGAUGGCAGCAGCUGAGCUGUGUCCAGCACCGCAGACGAGAGAGGAAAGCCAGCCUCUUGUUUUUAUAGCAAUGAAAUGAAAUACGCAGGAAGAAAGCUAACUGAUUUGAUUUUAUACAAGUAUUUAGAAUAAGAAAGAGAGGUCUUUCUCAAUAUGUCAUUACUCUGAAGAAAGGAAUUCUGAAUGAUUGGAUGUUUACUAAUUUAGUUAACAUGCGCUGUCUCCAGCAUGAGGACAGAUAUGAGCCAUGAAUAGUUUUACUGUAAGCUAUUUUUUUUGUAGACCACGUACUGAAAUUUCAGCAUUUGUCGGGCGUGGGGGUCCGUAUUUAACGUAAUGUAGAGUUAUUGAAUCCGGUCUGCUUCUUUAGUGGUAUCACUAAAGGAAACCGUAAAGUGAAUAAACAUAUUACAUUUGCCAUUUUUUUUAAACUAACCACGUGAGAAUAGGAAAAUUACAUUCUUGUAUCUAUUUGUAAUAUUUUUGUACCAAUAAAUUGAAUGUAAAGUAUAAAGUAGGGAUUCAAACCAAAGUUUUUGUUUAUGUUGCAUUGGCAUCUAAACGCUCCUCAUUUUUUUGUUUGUUUUCAUAAUGACCAUUUUUUUUUUUUACCAUGUUGUAAGUAAACUGUCAUUUGUAUGAGCAGAACGUCCUCCCUCCAAGUGAUUAUGACCGUAUCUUCCCAAAUUACAUGAAUUCCACAGGUGCAUUCUUGUUACAAUACUGUGGAAGUUAAUCAUGAUAAUAGAGUCCCGGUUAUUGAGUGCAAGGCGAUUCCUAUACUGUGUGCCAGGUAAGUAACCAAAUCUGAGAGCAUUGUUGCCCAUAUGAAUACCCAGGAAAUCAUUAAGAGCCAGAGGAAAUCCUUUACAAUGUUGCCCUGACCUCACCAGCUCGGGUUGGUCUGAAACGGAGACAAUAGUGUGAACAGGAUGGGGACUUAGGAGGAAGGCGGUUAAAAAGUAACAAUAACAUACAUAGACAGAUGGACCAAUAAAUCAUUGUUCAACUCCUCUGUAUUGUUUCUGCUACGUAUGAGUGACACCGAGCUUUAGAGGUUCGCUGUUUUGGAGAGUUUUCUCCAUCCAUGCAACACCUCAGGCCUCCAGCAGGAACAGAGUUUUCCUCUGAGGCUUAUAGGCUACAUGCUAUUAAUAUAAUAAAAUUGUCACUCUUCAAAUGAU
This is a messenger RNA of Pungitius pungitius (ninespine stickleback), 2459 nucleotides long. RefSeq names its product hairy/enhancer-of-split related with YRPW motif protein 1-like. The transcript has 6 exons. Gene Ontology annotation, molecular function: DNA-binding transcription factor activity, RNA polymerase II-specific; protein dimerization activity; RNA polymerase II cis-regulatory region sequence-specific DNA binding. Gene Ontology annotation, cellular component: nucleus. Bases 327 to 1259 code for a protein of 310 amino acids. Gene Ontology annotation, biological process: anterior/posterior pattern specification; Notch signaling pathway; circulatory system development. NCBI's taxonomy places the organism in Eukaryota, Metazoa, Chordata, Actinopteri, Perciformes, Gasterosteidae. The record is from RefSeq and is a predicted model, not a curated record.